AUGGAAGAAAGUAAGCACGAAGAACCUGACUCAGCACUCUCUAACACUCAAAAAACUUCACCGUUCGACCCAUCACCGAAGAUCUCUUCGCUAACCCCAGAAAACGUAACUAAAACUAGUGUAGAACCUACUCAAAGUACUACUAGCUCUUCAAUAGACACAGCCAGAAAAGAUAUUAUACAAUCAUCUACCGGUUCAGAAAAUAGCAAGAGAGUAAGCACUUCUACUCCUCCUUUUGAAUCGGACUCUUAUAGCAACACCACAUCCUCCUUGUUGACAAGAUCUAUCCCGCUACCUAUACAUCAUCAAAUGGAGCACUAUAGGCUUCCUGAAAUGACACCUCAAAAUAAUCAUUCAAAUAACACGUUCCCUCAAUAUCAGCAACCAUCUUCUACACAGAGGCUGCAACAUCCGUCGCAGCAUCUACCGAGUAGGCCCCACACCAUUCAACCCAUUUAUAGGUCGCCGGUCACACAGCUACCCCAGUUGUCUCAUGCCUUUUCUACAGCCGGGUCGCCACAGGCUCCCGUUCUUUCGCAUAGCAACGCUUCCCCAGCAAUUCAAUAUCCGGCGUAUCAAUCUCAACAUCAGCAAAUACCCCUACAAAUGAAUCCCUAUGAAAAACAGAGUCAGUUCCAUUCGUUUUCUGGCUAUCCUCAACAACAGCAACAACAGCUACAGGAACAACAACAUCAACAACAUCACCAGCUACAGCAACAGCAACAAUCUCAUCAGCAACUACUUCAAUUUUCACAACAGCCUCAACAAUCACAACAGCCACAGCAACCACUUACAUAUUCUCAAUUUCACGGUUCGACACAGCUAGAUACCCCUACGAACUUUUAUUACCAACAGAUGCAACCAAUUCAGAACAUGCAACCAAUGCAAAACAUAUCACCCAUUCACCAUCAACAGCAUCUACACCAGCAACCUCCACCACUAAUGAUUCAGCGAGCUCAACAGCAACAUCAGUUUUUACCUUCUCAUCAAAUGUAUUCACCACAGAAUUUAAGUGAUCAGCCUAACAGCUUUUAUACUCAACAAUUCACUCCCCAGCAAUUGACUAACCAAAAACGUGGCUCUGUAACGUCUAGUAAACCAACUUCUCCUAUUGAAUCACAGAAGAAAAGUAGGGAAGGCUCACGCCAAGAAGAAUCCUUUCUGGGGACGAAAGACUUUCCUAGAAAAGGGAAGCAUGCUCCACUCGGCCUUUUAAAGCCAGAAGAAGAACGUGAGAAAUGCAGCCCAGACAGUAGAAUUGAAAAACCAGCUUGUAGUUUGAUCACUAAUAAUAAAAAGCCGAAACCUUUGAGUUUGGGGAAGUAUAGCAACUUGGUGGCACAAAGCAAGCUCGAUCCAAUAACGAGGGAAGCAGCCGAAAAUUACUUGACACAUCAUUCUGACUCAAUAAAAUUAUCAAAAGACUUGCUAUGGGCUGCUACCGUUUCCAAAGAUAUUACAAAGUUUCAUCAGUACAUUCUUGAGAAUGGAGCUAUUCAACAUUUUUUAGAACAAGAACGUAGCACGCAAUCAGAGACCUUUGAAUUUGAUCAGAAUAAUUAUAAAAUUGAGGAGUUUUAUAAAUACAUACGUGACUUUCCCACAGAGGAGUUAGUCAACUUGAAUGCCAUUUUUUCAAAACUAUCUGUUAUGCUCAGUGAUUGGAUAAGUUUGAAGGAAAAAAAUGUCGAAGCCUUUGAUUUUCAAUAUUUUGUCAAAAAAAUCGCAGAUCGAGGAACGAACGAGGGUAUAGUUCGGCAUGCUAGGACUUCCAAUUUCCCGGGAGAGUCGGUCUCUUUACAAGUCAUCCCGGUCAAGCCCAACACAAAAACGAAUUCAAGUGCGAUGUUCAACUCUCAAGGGACCUUACAACCAGAUUUAAGUAUCAAGGUUAAAAUGGUCUGUCAACAUUGCGGCUCUACAUCUACUCCUGAAUGGCGUAAAGGUCCAGAGGAUGCCAGGACCUUGUGUAAUGCCUGUGGAUUAUUCCAUACAAAAUUAGUCAAGAAAAUGGGCAGCGAAGCAGCAGCUAAGGAGCUGAAGCGCAGAAGAGAUGAAGGAGAGCAAACCAAUAGAAGAAUUUAA
Messenger RNA from Pichia membranifaciens NRRL Y-2026, 2085 nucleotides. RefSeq lists its product as hypothetical. Gene Ontology annotation, biological process: regulation of DNA-templated transcription. Lineage: Eukaryota; Fungi; Ascomycota; Pichiomycetes; Pichiales; Pichiaceae. The transcript has a single exon. Bases 1 to 2085 code for a protein of 694 amino acids. Gene Ontology annotation, molecular function: zinc ion binding; sequence-specific DNA binding. The record is from RefSeq and is a predicted model, not a curated record.